Molecule: messenger RNA, 1308 nt
Organism: Ceratina calcarata
Lineage: Eukaryota; Metazoa; Arthropoda; Insecta; Hymenoptera; Apidae
Product: anoctamin-5-like
Exons: 6
Coding region: 1-1266 (421 amino acids)
Biological process (GO): chloride transmembrane transport
Cellular component (GO): plasma membrane
Molecular function (GO): chloride channel activity; protein dimerization activity
Source: RefSeq, a predicted model, not a curated record
AUGGCAGUGGUGACUCGGCCGUUGGUCACUGCAGGCCUCAUUGGUCCUAAACUGACGGUCCCAACGACCCCCGAUGAGAAUUCGUCCUUAGAAACGCCAAUAUUUCCAGACGACAUACCAAGAGAUUCAUUAUUACAAAAGAUAUCAUCUGAAGCAGAACUGGACACCGAGACUCUGUACUUCCGAGACGGUCGAAGGAGGAUUGACAUGGUGCUGGUCUACCAAGAAGACACUAACGGAGUGAUGACAGAGAUCGAAGCUCGUCGAAAAGAGCAGAGGCGAUGUUUCCAACAGAAUUUACUAAAAGAAGGCCUGCAACUAGAAUUGGAACCAAAAGAAAAUUCCUUCGAUGGGAAGACUUACUUUCUGAAACUGCACAUCCCUUGGAAGAUCAAAGUUCAAUAUGCUGAAGUGAUGAACUUGAAGUUACCAACAAGAUUCAUCACCAUCUCUGUUAAAGCUUGGGAUGAUGAAGACGUGAAGGAGAGACCUAAGGUCUGGGAGAAGUUAUUAAAAUGGUUCAAGUGGGUGAAGAAGAUACACACUUGGGACAGUAAAAAGUAUCCUGAAGAGCCUAGCUUCUACGAUAGCAUCGAUUCAGGUGAUAAGGAAGAGAGGUUUUUUGUCCAUCCGGGAGACGCGGACGCUAGGUCUUCAGAGUUCUUUCGGAUAAAAACCGACGUAUGCGACCCAGCCGGUUGCCUAUCAGAAGUCUGCAUCCAGUUAGCCAUCAUAAUGGUAGGAAAACAGUGUUUCAACAAUUUCGUCGAGAUACUAUCACCAAAACUGUGGAACUGGUGGCGUAAAAGGAACCACGUAGCUGCCACAAUCGAGCACGCUAGGCAUUAUACCUACUGGGAGAAGGAUUACCAACUACAGGAUCCUGGUAGACUUGCGCUCUUCGAUGAAUAUCUAGAAAUGAUUUUGCAAUAUGGGUUUGUCACACUGUUCGUAGCAGCGUUCCCCUUGGCGCCAUUGUUCGCGUUACUCAAUAAUAUAGCUGAGAUAAGGUUGGAUGCGUAUAAAAUGAUAAAAGAAGCUAGGAGACCGCUGGCUGAGAGGGUUGAAGACAUAGGCGCUUGGUAUGGGGUACUACGUGGAGUAACCUACGUCGCAGUAGUGUCAAACGUACGUGUAUCUAAUUACCAACUACUAACAAUUAACAGACUAUACAUUUUUAUGCAAACUAAGAAAACUUGGAUGGUAUCAUGGAUGAACAUGGACGUUUGCAUUUUUUUUACUGCUAUUGGAUGUCCAAAGACAUGAUCCUCCAAAAAAUGAUUUUUUACCCUGUUUCAUCUCACCAAG